Messenger RNA from Eruca vesicaria subsp. sativa (arugula), 300 nucleotides. Lineage: Eukaryota; Viridiplantae; Streptophyta; Magnoliopsida; Brassicales; Brassicaceae. The record is from the annotation of a GenBank genome assembly.
AUGGAUUUCACUAAGAGAAUUUUUAUGGGUUUGGAGAAAAAUUUACUCAAUGUUUCGACACAAGCCCAUGUCGACAAGGAGAAUGUUGAUGGUGUUUGCUCUUACCAUUAUGGUUGGUAUCUUCUCUUUUCAUUGUCGUCAAAGUCCGGAACUCAUGCCUUAUUUGGAGAAAAAUUUACUCAAUGUUUUGAGUCAGACCCAUGUCAGCUAGGGAUGCUGAAAUGCAUUGAGUUCUGCACCUCAAUGGGGACUUCUGGAUCAACAUUGCAUUUUAACUAUGGAGGAGAACCCUUGUUAUGA